UAUCAUCCGAUAAUAAUGGCAGUUGGAAAGGAUACUCUUUGGACCGACACCGUAGUUGCGGACAGUGCCAAAUCCCUCACGGACUCCCAUGUCGAACAUGAGCCUGCAAUCACUGCUGGCAGUCAUGUCAUCAGCGACGAAGUUGUAGGAUCUUUUGAAUGCCCUUUCACAAGAGACUUCGACACUCUCGUCCAGAACACGCUUGACCAAUGGCACAUUCAGGGUAUGUCGAUUGCGGUCGUGCAUGGCGACAAGACUUGGACCAAGGGUUACGGCCAUUCCAUUCUGCCCGACGAGCCCGUGCAGCCGACCACGCUCUUCUACACCGGGAGCACCACGAAGUCAUUCCUAGCCGCAGCGGUAUCGACCUUGGUUCACGACAACGACAAAUUCGGCGAGAUUCAAUGGGACACUCCCCUCAAUCAGCUUAUUCGAGAUGACUUUGUGCUGCAGGACCACUAUGCCACCUCUCACGUGACGAUUGAAGACGCCCUUUCCCACCGCACUGGGAUGCCGGGCCACACACUGACAUUCGGCGGCAGUACCCUGAAAGAGUCGGUCCGGAGUCUACGCCAUCUGUACAUGAACAAGCCCAUCAGGACGACGUGGCAAUACUGCAAUCUGAUGUACAUGGCUGUGUCUCACAUGGUUGAGGUGGUGACAGGAUCGUGGCUGGGCGACUUUAUGAAGAAGCGCAUCUGGGAGCCUCUGGGCAUGAAGCAGACCUUUUUCAAGCUAGCCGACGCCGAAGAGUACGUGCGCCAGCACCACCCAGAGUGCCAGAUCGCCGUGGGAUAUUCCUGGGACAAGACCAAUGAGGUGGCCAAAGCGGUACCCUGUUGGCGCGACAUGGUUGUUUCUGGCGCUGGAGCAAUCAUUUCUUCUGCCGAAGACUAUGCCAAGUACCUCCGAAUGAUGAUCGAACAGCCUCAGGAUGGCCCGCUGCCCAAUCAAUCGUACACAGACGUGACGAGUCCGCGGACAAUCAUGCCACCCUUUGACCCGCACUAUUCACAAACUCUCUUGUAUGCUCUGGGCUGGAUCAUCGGGGUGUAUAACGGCGAAACCGUCGUAUCCCACGGAGGCGGCCUCGAGGGGUUUUCCACUGGUAUGCUGUACCUCCCAGCGCGGAAAUUCGGAGUGGCAAUCCUGGCGAAUACGCAAAGUCGAGGCACCGAAGUGCCUGCGUGGCAUCUGAUUGAUAAUCUGCUAAAUGUCCCCCUGGAGAAACGAGUCGACAUGUUUGAGUGGAAUGAGAAUGCCGAAGCCGAGAAUAAGAAGCAGAUCGCCUCAGCCCCUGCUCGUCUCUACCCAUCGGUGCCUUCACCGGGAUUGUCGUUGACGUUGCCCCUGUCAGCAUACACUGGAACAUAUACCAAUGAUGCAUACAGACCCUUUGUCAUCUCUCUCACAGAUGAGCCAGAUGCCAAACUUCGUGCAGUCACCGAAGGACCUGUCCAAGUGGUCUUAAGUCUCGUACACGUUACUGGGGAGCAUUUUGUGGCAAACAUGUUCUUAUUCACCCAUGCUACGGAACCUUUGGCGGCAUUGAAGGCCCAGUUCAAGAUAGGCAUUCAGGGAAAAGUCAGCGAAUUUGGAGCCGAGCUGGACUUCUUAUCUGGUGGUGGAGCCAUGAUAUGGUUUAAGCGGAUAGAAGAGUAAUUGAGCACACGUAUAACAGCCAUGGGAGGUGCUCGCUGGAUUGCGCAUUUAAAGACUAGUUGCGUAGUUUUGCCAGGCACCCUACGUAUUCGCUCUCGAUCUUAAUAGAAUGUAGUAGCGCCAGGGGCAGAGAGUGGUGGGAAUGUCUUGACAUAUUCAGCUUCUCCUUUCGGAAUGUAUGAGAGAG
Exophiala oligosperma is the source of this 1849-nucleotide messenger RNA. RefSeq lists its product as uncharacterized. The transcript is spliced from 3 exons. NCBI's taxonomy places the organism in Eukaryota, Fungi, Ascomycota, Eurotiomycetes, Chaetothyriales, Herpotrichiellaceae. The record is from RefSeq and is a predicted model, not a curated record. Bases 16 to 1662 code for a protein of 548 amino acids.